Messenger RNA from Colletotrichum paranaense, 399 nucleotides. RefSeq lists its product as uncharacterized. The record is from RefSeq and is a predicted model, not a curated record. The transcript has 2 exons. Lineage: Eukaryota; Fungi; Ascomycota; Sordariomycetes; Glomerellales; Glomerellaceae. The coding region runs from base 1 to 399 and encodes 132 amino acids.
AUGUCUCCUCAUUCGCUCUUCAUUGGUGGGCCGCUCAGUGGUUCAGCUUCAGCGAAGCCUACAAAUCCGGAAGUUGAGCCAUCACUCUCACGAGAGCUUCUGGACGACAUGACAGAAACAGCACAGACGUGGGCGAAUGUCUCUUGCUUUGCUGCGGGCUGCGGGAAGGAUGGAGAUGGACAGAGACAGGUAUGUCAGAGACACAGAACGAGAGGAGCAGAGCAAAAGGGCAAGAGAUCAAAAGGAGACGAAAUCGGUGGCGCCGGUUGUAUGUUUCAAAACGGCAAGUCUCUAGCGGCGUCGCUACCGUCCUCCACGUUCCUUCUUCUCAUCGUCCUCCUCCUUCUUCUCCUUCUCCUUCUGUUCCUUGGGUGUGUCGUGGGUGCCAUGUACUUGUGA